AUUUGCAUCUUGUUUGUCGGUUCUGAGAAGCUGAGCGAUUCAUGGCUAAGAGAUCAUGCUAAACUGCUUGCAGUGAGUGGAGCACGAGUUAGAUGUGCAUUAAAGUGGCUGAAACAGCACAAUCCUCUUUAUUCGGACAUCAUGUUCAAUGAGGAUGUACUACGUGAAUUAGAUGAGAAUCCCAUUCUUCCUAUAUCUAUUCAGCAUGUCUUACUGUCCAUUGCAGGAGAUUCAUUGACAUCAAGAUAUGAAGCACCUAUGGAUACCAGUCCAAUGCCAUCAGACAAUGUGCCUUUCGAGAACAUUGUCAUAACGGAUGUGGAUGGUGGUGUGUCUUCUAACAACCUUCGGGCAGUGGCUGUGCAUCAUAUAAAGAGGAAAGGUGGUGGGUACAUUGAACUUCCUCAUGAUCUGGUACCAGCUGAAGAGUUUUAUAAUCCAGUUUUGUUUCCUAUGAUGUAUCUGACGCUUUUUCUGUAUGGCAGAGGGGGGAUGGAGGAUCAUUCUCGUGUUAAGCUGAUAUUGUUAAAGGCUCAUGUAAAACAU
Desarmillaria tabescens is the source of this 546-nucleotide messenger RNA. RefSeq lists its product as uncharacterized. The transcript has 2 exons. The annotation marks the transcript as partial. NCBI's taxonomy places the organism in Eukaryota, Fungi, Basidiomycota, Agaricomycetes, Agaricales, Physalacriaceae. The record is from RefSeq and is a predicted model, not a curated record.